CUCCAUAACUUUUCAGGGUCCUCGACUGAGCCUCAAACUUGCAGUCCUAGGGCCAAAUCAACCACCAAGAUGCUUCCGACGCCUCUGCAGGGCACGUACCAGCAGUACAAAGCAGACACCGACUCAGUCGCAGCAUGGCUCGCUUCAACGGCAAAGCAUGCGGUUACCCAGCUGAUCUACUCACCUCCACUGCUAUACAAUUAUCUCAACCUAAAGCUGCAGGUCAUUUGAGGCAAAGGCUAGAAAAGAUGCUAAGAAGCAAAAGCCAGCCCCGAGUAUAGCUCCCCCAGUGGAAACAACUCGACCCAAGUACAUCAUCGCGAUAAAGGGCUUUAUCGCUUCGACAAAACCGCUCAUUUCAGUGCCUAAGUCUCUAGCUGAGACUAUCGACCGCGUUAUUUAUAUGCGCUCGAGAUUCGGAGCCCAGUUGGAAGAACGUGGAGCAGAAUCAGAUAAAGACUCUGAUGCAAUGCAUAACUACUUCAUCGGAGUUCUAGAGAGUGUCAGAAGUGUUCUUCGCCCCCGAAUGCCUGCCGACACACCAUCAUACGACUCGAUCAAAGACCUGACAAACCGCUUCAGUAGUCUCAAUGUUUACGAACCAUCGCAAGAAUUCCUCGACGCGUCGAAUUAUACCCGGCCUGAAAAAACUCAAGACGAUGAAAACACCUACGAGGCUGAACCGCAAAAGACUCCUGAGGAUGCUAUGAUAGCCUACGAUGUGAUGCUGGACGAUCUCACCAAUAUACGAUCUCACAUCAACAUCAUUCAGGUUUAGGGUAGCUAGUGCCUAAAAGUUAAAAGUUUGAAACUUAUAAUAUUAAAAUUUGCAUUAUAUAUUAUAAGACCUCUGCUAACUUUGUUACGAUCCCAGCGGUUACGUCACGUGUACCUCACAGCUUUCCUCCAGUUAGCAAUGCAACUCAUGCCUAUCACCGUAAGACCAUCGUGAACCGCCU
Fusarium redolens is the source of this 959-nucleotide messenger RNA. RefSeq lists its product as uncharacterized. Bases 404 to 778 code for a protein of 124 amino acids. The record is from RefSeq and is a predicted model, not a curated record. Lineage: Eukaryota; Fungi; Ascomycota; Sordariomycetes; Hypocreales; Nectriaceae. The transcript has a single exon.